This is a messenger RNA of Prorocentrum cordatum, 1617 nucleotides long. Lineage: Eukaryota; Dinophyceae; Prorocentrales; Prorocentraceae. The record is from the annotation of a GenBank genome assembly.
AUGGGCAAAGAUGGUGUACCUCAGAAGUGGCACUGUAAGACCUGCUUGCAUCCCAAGUCGGGCAAGCCCUUCCUCAAUUUUGCCGAGAAUAAGAAGUGUUUCAACUGCGGCAUCGCGAAGUCGGCCUGCUUCGGAGGCCACGUCGUCCCGGCGGUGCCCUCCAAGCGGGCUCCUUGGCUCAAGAAGGAUGCCUGGGCCAAGGGACCGCCGGCCACAGACGGGGAGCUCGCCAAGUGCCAGGCCCAGAUCAAGCGCCUGGAGGGCGAGCUCAAGAAGGCCAAGCAGCAGCAGGACUCGGCCAGUAAGGACGGCAUGUGCUGGGACGUCGACAACGAGUGCGAGGCCGUCCCUGAUAAGGAUCGCCUGGCAGCCAUUGACAUCGAGCUCGGCACCAUCUCGGCCUCGGAGGGCACGGUCUGGACCCAGAUCAAGGCUGACUUGCGCGCGGAGCGGCAGGCGAUCGAGCAGCGCAUGCUCGACUCCCAGCCGGUGGCCUCGAGGCUUCGCACGCUGCUGCGCAAAGUCGACGAGGCCGAGCGCCAGUUGGUCAAGUCCAAGAAGCAGCAGGAGGGAUGCCGCAAGCGAAUCGUGGAGGCCGAGCAGGCGCUCAGCGAGUCCGACUCCCGCGUCGCCGAGCAGGAGCAGCUCCUUGCGAAGCUCAAGGCUCAGCAGGCGGCGUUGGCUGCCCAGGGCGUGGUGCUUGCGGCGCCUCAGGGCGCUUCGGCGGCGCCGCCCAUUUUGCUGCUCGAUUCGGAGAAGGUGCCCGACCUCUCGGGCUUCGCGGUCAAGCUUUGCGAGCGCGCCCCGCAGUGCUCGCAGCAGACCCUCGUUCGUAUCGAGGCGCCCGUGGGGCAGGCGCUGGCUGGCAUUGCAGGCGCGCCUGGCGACGAGCGGGAGUCCAAGUGCCCGAAGGGGAAGAGGAAGUUCGUGCCCUUCAUGGUAAGCUGCGGUACGCCUUUGGAAGGCGACAGGAUGGUCAAGCCUCUCCGGCUUUCUCGCCUAUGUAAGCCCUUUGUGAUGCUGCUGCUGGCCAUGGUGUCCUUCUACUUCAUCAUUCUGAGCGAGUGGCAGCGCCUGGAUCUGCCAGCCCCUGAAGCGGCGAUGGUCGAACCAGCACGUCUCUUCCAGGAGGAGGUCGUCGAGGCGCCCGUGGAGCUCAAGUUGGAUCUGCUUCUACCGGUGCCGCUGCGCCGUGGCACAGCCCCCCUCCACAUCGCCACCAUCAACGGGGACACGUGGCAAGGGGCUCGCACGGUGCUGGAGUGGAACGCCGCAGCCGGCAGGCGCUUUGACGUGGCCUUCGUUCAGGAGACGAGGUUCCCCGACUCCGAGGCGGCUGGGGGCGCUCGCCAGUGGUGCUUGGGCCAGGGCUGUCAUCUUGCCCUGGGCCCUCCUCGUCGGACUGGCGCUGAGCGUCUGGCUGUCAGUGGCGGCGUGGGCCUCUGCAUCGGCACGCACAUUGGGGUCUUCAGUGGCAUUGCUGUCCCUGAUGAGUGGAGCCAUCGCAUUGUGGCCAGGAAGAUCCACCUCGGCGAGGGCUCGGUCCUCUUGGUGAUCUCUCUCUACAUGAUCACCUCCAUCGGCCUCACUGGUGAUAACCUGGCGCUCCUUGCGGAG